Molecule: messenger RNA, 1242 nt
Organism: Neodiprion virginianus
Lineage: Eukaryota; Metazoa; Arthropoda; Insecta; Hymenoptera; Diprionidae
Product: caldesmon-like
Exons: 1
Coding region: 1-1242 (413 amino acids)
Source: RefSeq, a predicted model, not a curated record
AUGAGUAACGCGGGUGGCCAAAAAGAAGGGGCGAACAGCGAAGAGGAGGAGAAAAAGAAAGGUAGGCCGGGGGCAGUAGCAGCGUUAGGGAGGGAUAGGAGGCAUAGCCUGGGAUCGGCGACGGUGCUAGACUUAUGGAAGAGAAAGCGGGAGGAGGAAGGGGAAAAAGGGGAGGAGGAGGUAGACGGGUUGCAGGAAAGAGAAAGAGUAUUUGGGAAAAGCAGGAAAGUGCACCGGUCGCCGGAGGGUAAGACAGGGGAGGAAGGGAAGGCAGAGGGAGGGGGUAUACAAGAUAUGCUAAGGUUGAUUAGGGAAGAGCUAAAGAUAGGUCUAGAGGAGGUCAAAGGGCAGGGAAGGGGGAUCAGGGAAGAAAUGGAAAAGAUUAAAGGCGAAAUGACUAGAAGGGAAGAGCAGUGGGAAGUAGAGAGGGGGGAGAUGAAGGAAAUGAUAAGGGAUCUAGGUAAAAGACUAGAAGAGGUAGAAGAGCGGAGAGGGGGGGAGAUGGAAAGGGUAAAGGAGAGGCUGUUAGAAUUAGAAAAGAAGAGUGCAGAAGGAGGGGGAGAAAGGCAGGUACAGGGGAAUGCGGAAGUGGCGCAGGUAGCAAUAGAUAGAUUAAAAGAGAUGGAGUGGGCCAUAGAGAGGAAAGAAAGGAAAGAAAGAAGGGGAAAUAUAGUAGUGAGAGGAGCGAGACUUGAGAAGGGAAGAGAAAAGGAAGAGUUGAAAAAGAUUUUGCAGCUGAUAGGGGUAGAGGUCGAGGUAAAGGAUAUGUGGGAGGUAGGCGCGAAAAAGGGGGGAGAAAAGGGGAUAUGGAUAGCAAGACUAGGAAAUAGGGAGCAAAAGAAGCAGGUAAUGGGAAGAAAAAGCCUACUCAAAGGGAGGGAGGAAAGAAUAGACGAGGAUCUCACCUGGGCAGAGAGAAAAAUGAAAUGGAAGUUGAGGGAGAUAGCAGCUAGUGAGGAGAGAAGGGGAAACAGAGUGAGAAUAGGGUAUGCAAGGAUCUGGAUAGAAGGGAAAAUGUGGAAGUGGGAUGAGAUAGGAGAGGUGCUUAGAGAUGGUACAGGGAGAGCGAGGGAAGGGGGGCAAAGGGAGGGGAGGGGAAAAGUAGGGGAAAGCGAUAGGGAAAGGUCAGCAAGCGAGGAAAGACAAGAGGGAAGUACAGAAGCACAGGGAAGGGUACGUAGUGAAAGGCAGUCGGGGGAAUGGGUAGUGGGGGGGGACAGAGGCAGGUGGGGAGGGAGAUAA